CGUGCGUUCCACGUAGAGAAUUGCUUAUGACAGGUCUCUGCAUAUUCCUAUGCUCUCAUAAUGCCUUGCGGACAGUUCCCACCUCCUCUUCCCUCGCGCUUCUUCUUUCCCCUCCCGCGUUACCUCCACGCCCCGCCGCUCACACUGCCCGCCGGUCCGCGUUGGCCGCCGCGGUCUGCCUGUCCGAGGGAAUGGCUGGAGAGUCCAAUAAAGGCAAGGACAUAGGGGAAAGUUUCGAUGUGCCUGCAACUGAGAAGAAAGAUAAUGUGAUUACUCCAAAGAAGAAGAAGAAAGGGAUAAUAUCUCGAAUUUGGAAUGGACUCUUUAGACUACAUGGGGAUGAUUUUGAGAAGAGACUGGAACACAUCUCAAAGGAAGAAGCUGCUAUUAUUGCUAGAAUGAAGAGGAGAUCUCAGAGUUGGAGGAGAACUGCCAGGAAUGUGAUCAUAUUUUCUGUGAUUUUGGAGGUUAUUGCGGUGGGUUUUGCUAUCAUGACAACAAGAUCAUUGGAAUUAAACUGGAAAAUGAGGGCAUUACGAGUUCUACCAAUGUUUCUUUUGCCUGGUUUAUCUUCUAUUGCAUAUUCAGGACUUGCAAGCUUCACAAAGAUGCGUGACCAGAAGGACCAGAAAACUUUGGAAAGGCUUCGGGCUGAAAGGCAAGAAAAAAUUGAUGAGCUUAAAGAAAAGACAAACUACUACUCUACACAGCAGCUCAUCCAGAAAUACGACCUUGACCCAGCAGCAAAGGCAGCGGCUGCAACUGUCCUUGCUUCUAAGUUGGGUGCAGAUUCUGGCUUGAAAGUGUAUGUGGGAGACGAGUCUAGGCUCAAUUUCCCAAUGGGGAAGAGCAAUGAUGUUGAACUUGCCCAAACUAGUGGGCUUCGUAACCGGAAACAGCCACAGACAAUAUCUGGUAGCCCACGGAGCCCUGCAUUACAACACACCGAUGAAGAAAUGCUCCAUGUCACAGGGAGUGUUCGUCUUGAGACUUCUGAGAAUAAUCCAUUGGUUGUUGAGCAUCAUCAACCAGGAGCAAGCACACACGAUGGAGGAUGGCUUGCUCAGAUUGCAGCAUUGCUGGUGGGUGAGGAUCCAACACAAUGCUUCGCACUUAUAUGUGGCAACUGCCAUAUGCAUAAUGGACUUGCAAGGAAGGAAGACUUCCCAUACAUAACUUACUACUGCCCUCACUGCAAGGCCUUGAAUAGGUCGAACCAUCUUGAAGGUGUUUCUGGUUCUGAAGCACCUACCAUGAGCUCCUCCAUAACAUCAAGCAACGAUAACCCCAUAAACACAGCUAGCCCUAAGACCAGUGACGCGAUAGUUGCUAGUAGCAGCCCAGUAGCAGCUGUUUCAGACACCACCGAAGGAAGUGAAAGGGUUGUAUCCACGGAUCCGGAUCAAGAUCCAGAUCCAGCUAGUUAAAGGCAGGUUUUACUCGGAAUUAAGUAGGUAAGCGAAGUUUUUGCUUUCUCCCUUCCUCCGGGCAUGGUGUUUCAACUAAGAGCUUUCAUGAGCUGGAAAAUUGGAAAUGUAGUGUGUUCCCUUUGUUCUUUUCUCAUUUGUUUUUCGUUUUCAGUCUAGAUUUCUAAAAGAGGGAACUCGUGCUCAACGGUUUAUAGGUAGAUCAUACAGCUGGCCUGGUGUCCUUUGUACCAUCUAGGAAACUGCCUCUUUGGGAAGUAUGUGCUUGUGCUGUGGGUGUGUGAAUGAUGGCUAUGAAGGUCAGUAUAUAUGAGAGGCAGAGUUGGUGGGCAUUUGAGAUCAACCUGUAAAGAAAUACAAGGAUGCUGAUAAUGUUUGAAAUUGCUUUGUUGCUGGUUUUGUGGGGGCCUUUUCUCCUUGUCCCCCUGAGUGUGAAAAAGCGUUGAGAACUUGUUUGAACGCAGGAAAUUACUUUGUCAAGUCGCGUCAAGCUUUUUGUUAGUUGAUCAGUAAUUUUCUAUUUUCCCUUGUAUACCUUUCCCUCUUCUCUCUUAUCACCUUUUCAUUCAUGUCCUCCCUCUUGAAGGACAAGGAGAGCAGUUAGUAAGAUUGAUAAAAAGUUCAAUUUGGCCCUGAA
Diospyros lotus (date-plum) is the source of this 2064-nucleotide messenger RNA. RefSeq lists its product as uncharacterized. NCBI's taxonomy places the organism in Eukaryota, Viridiplantae, Streptophyta, Magnoliopsida, Ericales, Ebenaceae. The record is from RefSeq and is a predicted model, not a curated record. Gene Ontology annotation, biological process: endoplasmic reticulum tubular network organization. Bases 27 to 1427 code for a protein of 466 amino acids. The transcript has 6 exons. Gene Ontology annotation, cellular component: endoplasmic reticulum tubular network.